CGAAUGGAAAAUCCGUGGCUGCGGUUCAUUUUACAUGCGCUGCUGUCUCUUGGAACCAGGGGAAGGCUGGGAUGUUGUUUUGUUGAGCAUGCAAAAAAUGUUAUGUUGGGACGGGCACUAGCCCAAGCGAGCUUUAUCUUACUAUAAUUGGAAGUUUUCUGACCUAGAUCCGCUGGCUGGGGCAAACCAUCGCAACCUCUACCACCUCACAACAGAACGUUGGGGAUGGGAGUAAGUUCCCCAAAGUCCUGUUUUCUUCGCCAAAUGGGAGGAAGGAAGAGGGAAUAUUCGACUUGUGUUGCCAGCCCUCAUCAGAAAAGGGAAUAACUGUGUGCGCGAAGGGAGAAGAAAAAAAACCACCCGACCGAUAUCCGUAUCCCUCCGUCAUUUAAGAUGCCCUUUGCUUCUCGCUCCUCCUCAACCGGAACAGAUUUAUUCUGCCUUCACUUGGACGUCAACCGCCCAUCACUUGGCUGUCGUUAUCUUACCUCGUUUUCUUCGCAAUCGUUGCGAGAACUUUAAAAACUCCUCCCUUCACUCAUUUCCUUCUGCUGCAACAGCUGAACCAUCAUCUCCGCUAUCAUGGUUCCUGCUGCUUCUUCUCCUGCUGGGCCUGCCGGGGCUGCUGCAAAGCUCCGAAAGACAAGAUUAGUCGGUCCUCACAUCAGUGAAACGCCAAUUACUUUUGGAAACCUGUGGCAACAUAUCAACAAACUCAACAUUACCCUCAUCGUCUUGGUUCCUCUACUUGGUGUUUGGGCAGCUUUCUACACCCCCCUUCGAACACUUACCCUUUGCUGGGCCGUCCUCUAUUACUUCUGGACCGGUCUCGGCAUCACCGCCGGGUACCAUCGUCUUUGGGCUCACACCUCAUAUUCAGCACGCCUUCCGUUGAAGAUCUUCCUUGCAGCUCUUGGUGGCGGUGCUGUUGAGGGUUCUAUUCGUUGGUGGUCUCGUGAUCACCGAGCUCAUCACCGUUAUACCGAUACCGACAAGGAUCCCUAUAGUGUCCGCAAGGGAUUGUUGUACUCACAUGUGGGAUGGAUGAUUCUUAAGCAGAACCCUAAGCGUAUUGGACGUACCGACAUUUCUGACUUGAAUGAGGACCCCGUUGUUGUCUGGCAACACAAGAACUACCUUGCGGUUGUCAUCUUCAUGGGUCUCGUCUUCCCGUCCUUCGUUUCCGGAUUGGGUUGGGGUGAUUGGGUUGGUGGAUUCGUCUACGCCGGCAUCCUCAGGAUUUUUUUCGUGCAACAGGCAACCUUCUGCGUCAACUCUCUUGCUCAUUGGCUCGGAGACCAACCCUUUGACGAUCGUAACUCUCCUCGUGAUCACGUUAUCACCGCCUUGGUCACUCUUGGCGAAGGAUACCACAACUUCCAUCAUGAGUUCCCUAGCGACUAUCGUAAUGCUAUCGAAUGGCAUCAAUAUGAUCCCACCAAGUGGACCAUCUGGAUCUGGAAACAGCUGGGUCUCGCCUAUGACCUCAAGCAGUUCCGUCAAAACGAGAUCGAGAAAGGCCGUCUUCAACAGCAACAGAAGAAACUCGACCGUAAGCGCGCCACUUUGGACUGGGGUGUUCCUCUUGAGCAGCUUCCUGUCAUGGAAUUUGAGGAUUACCAGGAGCAAGCCCGGAAUGGACGCGCUCUUGUGCUUGUUGCCGGUGUUGUUCACGAUAUUUCUUCAUUCAUCAACGACCACCCUGGUGGAAAGGCAAUGAUCAACUCCGGAAUUGGGAAGGACGCUACUGCUAUAUUCAACGGUGGUGUCUAUAACCACUCCAACGCUGCCCACAACCUCCUCUCCAACUUCCGCGUGGCUGUCAUUCGUGGCGGAUGUGAGGUCGAGAUCUGGAAGCAAGCCUCAAAGGAGAACAAGGAUGUUGAUGCUGCUCUCGACAGCAACAACCAGCGCAUCGUCCGAGCUGGCAACCAAGUCACUCGAAUUGCCGAACCAAUUGCUGCUGCUCCGGCAUCAUAGGCUAAUGUCGCCAGAUUUUGACUACCUUCUUGACUUUAAUAUUUCCUUGUUUUGCAUCCCGGGAUGGAAUCAAUGGGGCGGGGUUAUUGUUAUCUUGGAUUCAGGUUGCGAAAAUAGAUAUUCGGCCACGUAGCGCCUCGGUGACUGGGGCUUACAAAUCAUUGGGCCGACAGUGCGUAGUUUUCCUUUUCUUUUCCCUAUGAAAUGGGUUUGGGCGUCAUGUGAAUUUCAUUUUCUUGUUUUCGACAUUCAUGUCGGUUUUUUUCUUCCACCCCCAUGAGCCAUCAUGUGUCUUUAGAUAGGUUGGGAGUGGUGGCGGUUGGGAGAGACCGAAAGGGCACGGACGAGGAUCGGUCUCCUGAGAGCUGGCAUGGGAUUGUGGCUUAUGGUGUAAAUAGUCCCCAAAAGUACAGUACACUCUUCGGUUGGCAGAAUCAUUGAUAGCUCGGCUUUCAUACCGCUUGAGUA
Molecule: messenger RNA, 2448 nt
Organism: Tuber melanosporum (Perigord truffle)
Lineage: Eukaryota; Fungi; Ascomycota; Pezizomycetes; Pezizales; Tuberaceae
Exons: 3
Coding region: 583-1980 (465 amino acids)
Biological process (GO): unsaturated fatty acid biosynthetic process
Cellular component (GO): endoplasmic reticulum membrane
Molecular function (GO): heme binding; iron ion binding; stearoyl-CoA 9-desaturase activity
Source: RefSeq, a predicted model, not a curated record